This is a messenger RNA of Rubroshorea leprosula, 713 nucleotides long. The record is from the annotation of a GenBank genome assembly. NCBI's taxonomy places the organism in Eukaryota, Viridiplantae, Streptophyta, Magnoliopsida, Malvales, Dipterocarpaceae.
AAUCAGAUGAUUUCUCAUUUUCUGAGUAAUUUCAUUAUUCAUGAGAAGAUUGUAUUUAUGUUUAGGAAGCUGCCACUGAGGAAUUGUUCAAACCGAUUUGACAAGCAAGCCAAGGCCAUAAUGAAAAUGCAGCUUGAAGGAGAGAAGAAGACAAUGAAGGAGAAGAUGGGAGCAACAGAGGACCAGGCUUUGCUUGAGAUAGCUGAAGCUGAGAGAAAACCAAAAACGUGUCAACCAGGUACCCACCAAAAUAACCAAGAUGCUGUGUCUCAAACAAUCAACAUGCUCAAACAAGACUGUGUGAAAUGUCGUCAAUAGAAUUAAAGUUGGUUCAUCAUUACAUUUUUGUAGUGCUCUUUUUGUACAUGUUACUUGAGAGAUUAGUUGAAUAAUGAGGCUCUUGAUUGGAAAAAGUUAGGAGAGCUGAGGCUAAACCUUUCGAAAGUUAGUUUCUCGUGUAUAGAACGGAGAAUUGUUACUGCUGCAUGAUUGGUUUCGUCUGAGUAGAUUAUCUUAGCAUGUGUGGCCCAAAGUUAGCCAUGUAAUAUCACAAUCUCAUUUUGCAGCAGUACAAUUGAUGCACUUUUGAUAUGAUCUUUGAAGCCUUUUUGCUAGUGCAUUUGGAUUUGUGAUCUGUUGUUCUCUUUUUUUUGCCAGUGUUCAAAAAUUGCUUUUUAGACAAAAACUGGAAGUAAUAGAAUGCAAUAUGGUAA